UACCACCUCCGCCUCUACCUGCAGUAGUCAUCUUCUCAUUAUUCUUUUCAUAUUAAAAGGUCCCUGAAAUGGCCACCGUCACUCCAAUCCCCCCAAACAUAGUUAAUAAAACAGGACCUCUUGUGCGAUUUAUACCUUUCCUUGAGGUGUAGUGCACUAAACAGAGAUCGGUUUAUAUAUAUAGCUCAUUGGCUAUCUUGUUAACUUUGGUUUGUUUGGUGUAUUGUCUAUACAGACAUAUUUGUACCGCCUAUCAUUUCCCAACGAUGCAAAAAAAUUGAAGGUUUUGGUUUAUGGUGUUUAUGUUGUUGAGAUGGUCCAAACAUUGAUGGUUGCCCAUGAUGCUAUGCAAACUUUUGGGUAUGGGUUUGGUGACUUGGACGCAGUGGAUAGUGUUCAAACUAUAUGGUUCCAUUCAGGUGUUCUCAGUGGCAUCAUUGCUUGUGUGAUUCAAAAUUACUUUGCAUACCGGAUAUACAUUCUAUCUCAUUCAAAGAUUAUUCCAGCAGUCGUGUCACUUUUGGCAUGGACUCAAUGUGUGGCAGCUAUUGCAAUGAGUGUAAUGGCUGAAACUAACGGCAGCACUUCAAAGGUGGCAAUUGAUAAGACCAUGCUUCCUAUUGCAGUUCUUUGGCUUGGUGGCAGCGCACUCUGUGAUAUCUUGAUUGCACUAACCAUGACCUAUAUGCUCUCUGGCUAUGAUGGUGGCUUUAGAAAAACUCAAGAUCGUAUAAAUCAAAUAAUAAGACUCACGAUGGAGACUGGGAGCUUGACAGCAACCUUUGCAACAGUUGAUCUCAUCCUCUUCACAGUAUCUCCCAGUGUGGUCUACCACAUUAGGAUUCGGAACUCUACUCUGCAGGGUCAGCAAGCAGAUCUGAGUUUUGUAUGCAACAACUUGGAACAUCAGAAUACAGACACAAGAAUGGAACAAGCCACUUCCGAUGAUGCUAUAGAGACUAUGCAUCAGAGUAUUUCUAUUGACAGGAUGGUGUACAAUAUCAAGCCCAGUGGCUCAUCUAAUGUAUAAGAUCAUGUAAAUUUCAUGAAAGCAACAGACUACAAGGAUAUCAUCAAUGACACA
This is a messenger RNA of Marasmius oreades (fairy-ring Marasmius), 1084 nucleotides long. RefSeq lists its product as uncharacterized. The transcript has 10 exons. The record is from RefSeq and is a predicted model, not a curated record. Lineage: Eukaryota; Fungi; Basidiomycota; Agaricomycetes; Agaricales; Marasmiaceae. Bases 314 to 1030 code for a protein of 238 amino acids.